Mesorhabditis belari is the source of this 270-nucleotide messenger RNA. Lineage: Eukaryota; Metazoa; Nematoda; Chromadorea; Rhabditida; Rhabditidae. The record is from the annotation of a GenBank genome assembly.
AUGAAUCGAACAAUUCUGUUGAUUUUCGUGCUGUUUUGUGCAACGAUGGCUCGCCGUCAUAAGUCACAUGUUCAGCACAAUGCUUUACGCCAAAAUCCGGUUACACCGGCGCCGAUGAACAAUGGAAAUCGUCAAGGUGAAAACAAUCAAGCGUAUGGACAACAAAUCACACAAAACAACAAUGGCUUCAACUCGUCCCCGGAGGACCCUUUUGAUUCUGCUGAAUCCAUUGAAAAUAACAAUGCACAACAGAGACGAUUUAUCCGCUAU